GCAAAGUGCAUUGUUCUGAACACCUCAACGCCCGACGGAAAUGGCGUUUUUUGAUCGUUCGCUCGAUUUCGCGGAGAAUUCGACAAAGUUGGAAUGCUUUCGCUACUUUGACGAAAAGGAUAAGCAGUAUUUGGAUGAACAAGAUUUCAAACGAUUGAUCGCAUCUUUAUUGAACCAAAAUGGCGAUACGCUGAACGAAUCCACAAUAAAAGAGUUGUUCGUCUCUUUCGAUAGUAACGCUGAUAACAAAAUAGAUGCAAAUGAAUUCGAAAAUGUCUGGAAAAAUUUUUUAAAGCCAUUGAAGCAUCCAGUUACAGCACUUCUAGUCAUUGACGUUCAAAAUGAUUUUAUUGAUGGUUCAUUAGCUCUUAAAAAUUGCAGUGCAAAACAAGAUGGGUAUGAAGUUGUUCCAAUAAUAAAUGAAUUAAUUGAAAAUAUACAAUUCAAUGUUCUAGUUUAUUCUUUGGACUAUCAUCCUGAAGAACACAUAUCAUUUUUCGAUAAUAUUCAACUUUAUGAAUUAAGCAAUGAAAAUGAAAAGAGUGUUGGAGAUCUCAAACUGUUCGAUACAGUUUGGUUUCAAGGUCCACCGAAAAUGGAACAAAAACUGUGGCCAAAGCACUGUAUUGCAGGAACAUGGGGUUCAGAACUACAUCAAGAUCUGAAAGUGCCAGAAAAUUCUGUUUUCAUAUAUAAGGGAACAAAUCCAAAAAUUGAUAGCUAUUCUGCAUUUUGGGAUAAUAUGAAAUUAUUUAAAACCGAGCUUAACGACUUACUGAAACAAAAGAAUGUGACGCAUGUAUUCGUCUGUGGAUUGGCUUACGAUCACUGUGUAACUUCAACGGCCUUGCAUGCGUCAGAGUUGGGGUUUGCUACUGUGGUUAUAGAAGAUGCAACACGGCUAAUUGACGAAAAUAAUAAAGAAUUAAUUACAGAAAAAUUAGUGUCCAACAAUUGUGUUUUGGCAUCGUGUUCGGAAAUGGAUAAUUUAAUCAAAGGGAAAGAUAUUAGGAUUGAAUUUGGGCAAAUCUUUGCUAAGUUUAAUAUGAAGAAUUGAAUGUGCUUUUAAAACGAUUUGCUUUUAGUAAAUCAGCAAUUAUAUCAAUUUUCUCAUUUCUCUUGCAUAAUUCAAAUUCACGUAAAAUAGUGGUAACAACUGUUAAAAAAUAUGUGCUCGUGUUUAAUCAUAAAAUAAAACCAAACCCUGUGAAUCAAUUUUAUUGAAAGUAUUACAGAAAGGAUGUUCGAAUCGCGGAAUUUUCUUCCAAUAUGCCUCAGAUUUUACUCUGGUUUAUUUAAUCCUAAGUUGACUUUACAAGAAAGGUCCAAAUCGACUCCCCAAAUAUUGCGCGCUAAACCGGCUUGGCAAGUAAUACUUCUGUUUUAAUUUGCAUGGUUUGUCUAGUUGCUUAUUUUAAUCUAAUAUGCUGUAUGGAUCUGGCGAUUCGUUUUUAUCAUGCCAAUUAUGAAUCAACGGAUUUAUAAUACUAUGUAAAUUUCCAUACUACAACCAACAGAUUUCUUUAAACUCUUUCUUUAAAAAAAAAUGUUAAUUCUUAGUUUUGUUGCUUUUGACCAUCGAUUAACUUUUUGAUGCAUUCAUAC
Messenger RNA from Argiope bruennichi, 1605 nucleotides. RefSeq names its product nicotinamidase-like. The transcript has a single exon. Gene Ontology annotation, molecular function: calcium ion binding. NCBI's taxonomy places the organism in Eukaryota, Metazoa, Arthropoda, Arachnida, Araneae, Araneidae. Bases 41 to 1057 code for a protein of 338 amino acids. The record is from RefSeq and is a predicted model, not a curated record.